AUGGGUUGGAUUCAUCGUACCAAUCUCAAGGUGGCGCGGUCGCCAGUUGGGCGAUGGUUCCGUCUGGAAAAUUCCGGCCAUCCCCAAGAACGAAAGGGAAGCUUUUUCUUUACCGAAAUUCGGGCUGGAUUGGCGACCUUCUUCGCUAUGGCGUACAUCAUUAGCGUCAAUUCCACCAUCACCUCCGACUCAGGCGGCACAUGUGUUUGUCCACCAGAGAGCUGGGCCGACAAGUGUAAUUCGAACACCGAGUAUCUGCUAUGCGUGCAGGAAGUCAAACGGGAUCUGGUCACUGCCACAGCAGCCAUCGCUGCGCUGGGGACGUUCUUCAUGGGUUUGCUGGCGAAUUUGCCGGUAGCGUUGGCACCUGGAAUGGGCCUGAACGCAUACUUCGCAUAUACAGUGGUUGGACAUCACGGAUUUGGAAUGAUCCCAUAUCGCGUCGCAGUGACAGCAGUGUUUGUGGAAGGGUUUGUCUUCUUGGCCCUGACCCUCAUGGGAAUCCGGCAGUGGUUGGCCCGAGCAUUACCAGCAUCGAUUAAACUGGCGACGGGUACCGGCAUUGGCUUGUAUUUGACCCUCAUUGGAUUGAGCUACAGCGCCGGAAUUGGCCUGGUCACCGGCUCGACGGACACUCCGAUGGAGCUUGCCGGAUGUCAUUCUUCCAUGCGUGAUCCCACCACGGGCAUGUGUCCCGCGAGCGACAAGAUGCGCAACCCCACCAUGUGGGUCGGUAUCUUCUGUGGCGGUAUCCUGACGGCUAUGCUGAUGCUGUACCGCGUCAAGGGUGCAGUCAUUAUCGGUAUUCUGUUGGUUUCGAUCAUCUCGUGGCCCCGUCCAACACCAGUGACGUAUUUCCCGCACACCGAAUUGGGCGACAGCAAUUUCGAUUUCUUCAAGCAAGUAGUAACGUUCCAUCCGAUUAAGCAUACGCUUGUGGCGCAGGAAUGGGACCUCUCCGGACAUGGCACGCAGUUUGGAUUGGCGUUCAUUACCUUCUUGUAUGUCGAUAUUCUUGACACUACUGGUACCCUCUAUUCUAUGGCACGCUUCGCUGGUGCUAUCGAUGAGCGCACUCAGGACUUUGAGGGUAGUGCUUUCGCCUAUAUGGUUGACGCGAUCUGUGUCUCUAUCGGCUCGCUCUUUGGCUCCCCUCCCGUGACAGCCUUCGUCGAGAGUGGUGCUGGUAUCUCGGAAGGAGGUAAAACCGGUAUGACCUCGUGUGUGACCGGCCUCUGCUUCUUCAUCGCUGUUUUCUUUGCCCCGAUUUUUGCCUCGAUUCCUCCCUGGGCGACCGGGUGCACCCUCGUCAUUGUCGGUGCCCUCAUGUGCAAGGCUGCCGCCGAAAUUAACUGGAAGUACUACGGUGAUUCCAUUCCAGCCUUCCUCACUAUCGCGAUCAUGCCUUUUACCUACAGUAUCGCGUACGGCUUGAUUGCUGGUAUCCUAAGCUACAUCUGCAUCAACAUGCUGGUGUGGAUCAUUGAAAAGGCAAGCUUUGGACGGGUUGUGCCGCCGAAUAAGGAUGAGAAGGAUGCGUGGACCUGGAAGCUCCCUGGUGGUUUCUUCCCUCCUUGGGUCAAGAGAGCUGCGAGAGGGAAAAAGAAGUUCUGGCAGCCGGAUGAGGAAAAUGAGGGUGUCGUGCCAGACGGGUCGGUGUCGAGCAAUGACCGGGGGGAGAAGUCCGGGUUUAAGAGCAAGAGUGGUGUUGUUUGA
Messenger RNA from Aspergillus bombycis, 1716 nucleotides. Its product is annotated as NCS2 family permease. Gene Ontology annotation, cellular component: plasma membrane. The record is from RefSeq and is a predicted model, not a curated record. The transcript is spliced from 4 exons. Gene Ontology annotation, molecular function: purine nucleobase transmembrane transporter activity. Bases 1 to 1716 code for a protein of 571 amino acids. Lineage: Eukaryota; Fungi; Ascomycota; Eurotiomycetes; Eurotiales; Aspergillaceae. Gene Ontology annotation, biological process: transmembrane transport.